AUGACUGCACGGGAGCUGGAAUGCAAUGACAGGCCGGAUUGGCGUCGGUGGAUUCUCAGAUGCUUCCCCAAACAGGCACGACAGGCCAACACGGAGCAGGCACUGCGAGCAGUGGCCGUGGUGCUAGCAGAGCUUGCAGGGCAUCGCGACGGUAUGCCAGCCUUCACAGACAGACAUGAAGGGCCAAGCGGGCACAGGGUGACACCCGCAGCCGCCACGUCCUCUGAUUUGCUCUCUUCAGGACACCGGUCGCAACAAGCCGGUUUGCAUCUGGGUCAGACUCGGCACGCCGCAGGCGAAUGCCCAAAUGGCCCAAGUGGGCAAGUGCCAAAGAAGCGUCUGUCAGAAGCAGCACGAGUUGAGAAAAGCCCUGCAGCUGCGGCUGCACCCCGUGUUUCUGUGUCCUCUUUUCAAUUAAAGUCAGCGGAGGCCACACAUGUGCGGGGCUGA
Molecule: messenger RNA, 450 nt
Organism: Symbiodinium sp. CCMP2456
Lineage: Eukaryota; Dinophyceae; Suessiales; Symbiodiniaceae
Source: the annotation of a GenBank genome assembly